Phyllostomus hastatus (greater spear-nosed bat) is the source of this 1665-nucleotide messenger RNA. RefSeq names its product patr class I histocompatibility antigen, A-126 alpha chain-like. Gene Ontology annotation, cellular component: external side of plasma membrane. Gene Ontology annotation, biological process: immune response; antigen processing and presentation of endogenous peptide antigen via MHC class Ib; antigen processing and presentation of endogenous peptide antigen via MHC class I via ER pathway, TAP-independent. Gene Ontology annotation, molecular function: signaling receptor binding; peptide antigen binding. The transcript has 8 exons. The coding region runs from base 8 to 1156 and encodes 382 amino acids. The record is from RefSeq and is a predicted model, not a curated record. Lineage: Eukaryota; Metazoa; Chordata; Mammalia; Chiroptera; Phyllostomidae.
GGCACACAUGGGGCACAGAUCGCUGCUCCUGCUGCUCUCCGGGGCCCUGGCCCUGACCGAGACCCGGGCGGCCUCACCGCCUAGGACCCAGGACGUGCGUUCUACGCCCUCCCUAGGCCCUCACAGCCUGAGAAUAUUCAGUACCUGCGUUUCCAGACCGGGCCGCGGAACCCGGUACAUCGUCGUCGGCUACGCGGAGGACACGGAGAUCGCUCGGUUCGACAGCGACGCCCCGAAGCCGAGGCUGGAGCCGCGGGUGCCGUGGUUGAAGCAUCCGUGGGUGGAGCAGGAGCAUCCACAUUUUUGGGACGACUACACGUGGGACAUCAAAAACUACGAAAACAUGUAUGGAGGGAACGUGAACAACCUGCGCGCCUACUACAACCAGAGCGAGGACGGGUCUCACACCUUCCAGGAAAUGAGGGGCUGCAUCCUGGGGUCGGAUGGUCGCUUGCUCCGUGGGUUCAGUCAGUUCGCCUACGAUGGCACUGACUACCUCGCCCUGAACGAGGACCUGCGCUCCUGGACUGCAACCGACAUGGUCGCCCAGAUCACCUGGCGCAAGGUGGUGCAAGUCGCUGAUCUGGACUACUGGAGGAGGGAACUGGAGGUCACCUGUGUGCGCUGGCUCCUCCUGCUCCUGGAGAAGGAGAAGGAGAAGAUGCUCCGAGCAGACCCUCCAAAGACACACCUGACCCACCACCCCAUCUCUGACCAUGAGGUCACCCUGAAGUGCUGGGCCCUGGGCUUCUACCCUGCGGACAUUACCCUGAUCUGGCAGCGUGAUGGAGAGGACCUGACCCAGGACAUGGAGCUGGUGGACACCAGGCCUGCAGGGGAUGGGACCUUCCAGAAGUGGGCUGCUCUGGUUGUGCCCCCUGGAGAGGAGCAGAGAUACACAUGCCAUGUGCGGCACCAGGGGCUGCCUGAGCCUCUGACCCUGAGAUGGGACCCCCAUCCUCAGACCACCAUCACCAUUGUGGGCAUCGCUGCUGCCCUGGGUCUCCUUGGAGCUGUGGUCAUUGCAGCUGUGCUGUGGAGGAAGAAGAGCUCAGGUUUUCUUCCCACAGGCAGAGGCAGGGAGAGCUACACUCAGGCUGCCUACAGCGACAGUGCCCAGGGCUCUGAUGUGUCUCUCACAGUUUCUGAAGAGUGACAGAGCUGCUUUCUACGGGACUUGGUGGUAACACAGUCACUGAAGCCUCCCCUUGGGACUUUAAGGGUCCCUGAUUGCUGUUUCUGCCACCAACAUCACAACACAUCUGCAUUCUUAUCAGCAUCAUGUGAAAGGCUGGUCACCAGGCCACCCUCCCCAGAGGUACUUGCAUCCUCUUCUCUGGGGACUGACCUGUCCUAGCCGAGUUGGGGUGAAGCCAUCCCCAUCCUGGUCAUUUCUCGUCUGGAUCAUCGUUGCUCUAUUGCCUUAGCUGCUUCAGGAGAACCUUGUCCCACCAGGCCUGGGAUCCCAAGGACUUGAGUCCCGGGCCUUGUUGUGGCUCCAGGACUGUGCUCAGUGAGGGCUUCCUGUGGGUGUGUCAGCCUGGGUUCAGGCCUGAGUCUGGUCCACAACCCCUAUGUUUUGGGUAUUUUUAUAGCUUCUUUGUUUCUGUAAAUAUUAUACCUAUUUUUGUUUUUUAAUUAAAUUAUUGGAGUAUUUUUAUUAAA